This is a messenger RNA of Saccostrea cuccullata (small rock oyster), 368 nucleotides long. RefSeq lists its product as uncharacterized. NCBI's taxonomy places the organism in Eukaryota, Metazoa, Mollusca, Bivalvia, Ostreida, Ostreidae. The coding region runs from base 37 to 357 and encodes 106 amino acids. The record is from RefSeq and is a predicted model, not a curated record. The transcript is spliced from 2 exons.
CAAAGCUGUUUUGCUAAAAAUAACAAAGUGGGCGUUAUGAAAGAAGAGAUGGAAGCGUACGAAAAAGUAUGGAAAACGAUGGUUACAGAGGAAGUGACAAAGAAGAGAGGCGGCGUGGCCUUUGAUCUUACCUUUGUCUCCGAGGAAACCCCAAAGAUGCCUCCACCCAGGUUAAUAGAGAAUAAAAAGGAGGGGGAUUUUGAGAAAUGGAGAGAGUCUCAGGAGAAAUCACAGGUUCAAAAACAGGAGCGGGCUCAGCAGAACAGAGAGGAAGCCCGUAUCCAGAAAGAGAUCGAGGUCGCCCACAAGGAGAUGGAGAGGCUCAAGAAAUAUGUCAACCUUAUUACUGUCGAAUAAAAUUGAUCUGA